UAUAUCUCUCUCGUGCGACCGGUCCACUCAGCUAACAUUUAGCUGGCCUUGCGCGGAAAUUCAAUUCGUCUGCUUUUCCAUGGCGCUUCUUCAGCUUUGCGGCAGAGCGCCACGUCUCCUCCCUUCCCGCCACCGCUUCCCGGUCAGCGGCGUCUUUGACCGUCGGAACGUCCUUUUAGCUAGAGAGACGAAGUUCGAACUUUCUAACUUGUCUUUGAAGAAUCGAUUUGCUACUGCUCGCUUUGCUCCUUUGAGAUGCGCUUCCGUCAACGGCUAUUCGACGGAGAACGGAGCUGGGAGGAUUGAUGUUGACGGAGCACUAGGAGAGGAGGAUGGAAAUGAGGAUGAGAUGCACCAACGGAUUCGGAAUUUCAUCGAGUUCCUGCCGUCAAUUUUACCCGGGGGGAACUGGUGGAGCUUAUCCGAUGACGUCGACGUGAAACUCGUGGCGGAGCCGGUGACCGUGUGGAAGGCGCUAGGGCGGAUGUGGCAGCUGGUGGCUCAGGAUCGUUGGGUCAUCUUCGCCGCGUUCUCCGCCCUAAUUCUGGCUGCGGUAUCAGAAAUAUCCAUACCACAUUACUUGACGGCGUCGAUUUUCACGGCACAGAGCGCCGACGUUACGACCUUCCACAGGAACGUCCGGCUGCUGGUUCUGCUGUGCGCUACUUCCGGGAUAUGCAGCGGGUUAAGAGGUUGCUGCUUUGGCAUUGCGAAUAUGAUCCUUGUGAAGCGGAUGAGAGAAACUCUUUACUCUUCAGUUCUUCUUCAGGAUAUUUCAUUUUUCGACAAUGAAACAGUUGGUGAUCUGACGAGCAGGCUUGGAUCAGAUUGCCAACAAGUGUCUCGGGUUAUUGGGAAUGAUCUUAACCUAAUCUUGCGAAAUGUUGUGCAGGGUACGGGUGCAUUGACCUACUUGCUGAUCCUGUCUAGGCCGCUUGGUCUGUUUACAGUAUUCAUAUGCUCAGUUUUAGCAGCUGUAAUGACAGUCUAUGGCAUGUAUCAGAAGAAGGCAGCAAGACUAACCCAAGAUUUCACAGCUUCUGCCAAUGACGUGGCUCAAGAGACAUUUUCUUUGAUCAGGACAGUUCGUGUUUAUGGAACUGAAAUAUUAGAACGUGAAAGGUACAAUUUUUGGCUGGACAAAUUGGCUGAUAUCAGUCUCAAACAGAGUGCUGCAUAUGGAUUUUGGAACUUGAGCUUCAACACACUUUAUCACUCUACUCGGGUCAUUGCUGUGUUAUUAGGAGGCAUGUCUAUUCUUGCUGGUCAAAUUACAGCGGAGCAACUCACGAAGUUCAUAUUAUACAGCGAAUGGCUAAUAUUUUCUACUUGGUGGGUGGGAGACAAUUUAUCAUCUCUCAUGCAAUCUGUUGGCGCUAGUGAAAAGGUCUUCAAAAUGAUGGAUCUCUUGCCAAGUGACCAGUUCGCGACAAAAGGCAUGCUAUUUUCAUGCAUGAAUUAUUUGAUGAUUGAAUACUUCCUAAAUGUGAACCUUAUCAGAUCACAGCUACAAAAGCUGAAGGGAAGCAUAGAAUUCGAAAACAUAUCUUUCCAUUAUCCUUCUAGAGAGUCAGUGCAGGUACUGCAACAUGUAAACCUUACCGUACAUCCUGGGGAAGUGAUUGCAAUAGUUGGUCUUAGUGGUAGUGGGAAAAGCACUCUGGUGAAUUUGUUACUCCGCCUGUAUGAGCCAACAACUGGUCAGAUUUUGAUUGAUGGCAUUCCCCUUCAAGAACUGGACAUCAGAUGGUUUAGGGAAAGAAUUGGGUAUGUUGGCCAGGAACCCAAACUCUUCCGCAUGGAUCUGAGUUCAAACAUAAGUUACGGAUGUCCAGGAGAUGCAACCCAGGAGGAAAUCGAGCAUGCUGCUAAGGAGGCAUAUGCUCAUGACUUCAUCUCUUCAUUACCUAAUGGCUACAAAACCAUUGUUGAUGAUGAUUUGCUCAGCGGAGGUCAGAAGCAAAGAAUUGCUAUCGCUCGGGCUAUUCUCAGGGACCCUACGAUUUUGAUCCUUGAUGAAGCCACAAGUGCACUGGAUGCCGAGAGUGAGCACAAUGUUAAGGGAGUCAUUCGUUCCCUUAGAAGUGACUCAAUGUCAAGGAGAACUGUCAUAGUGAUCGCUCAUAGGCUCUCAACCAUACAAGCUGCUGAUCGCAUUGUCGUUAUGGGUAAUGGUCAAGUUAUCGAGAUGGGGAGACACAAGGAAUUGCUGCUUAAAGAUGGAUUGUAUGCUCAAUUAACCAGAAGACAAGCCGACGCAGUGGCCUAAUUCCAAGUUGUGCAGAUUACUCCCGUUGGUGCACUGGCAUAGCAAAUUAAGCUGUCUUGAACAAGCCUUCUUUACCUCCUAUGGUCGUACUACAGAGGUAAAAAGAGGCAUUUCCGAAGUAAAUGUAAAAUGUGUUGGAAGUAAGAAGCACAAUAUUAGCGGAAGGUAUGUGAGGGAUCCAAAUUGUAUCCUUCACUAGCUUUGAACCCGGUCAAAGCGAUCUUUUGAAGAUAAUUUAGUUUGUCUUAAACACACAUGAAAUUUUUGUGUAUUAUGAUUCUACAAAACUAAAUGUUGUUAUUGUCAGUAACUUAGUAGAAUAAGAAAUGUGUCUUGUAAAUUAUGGUAGUGCAUGAGUCAUUUGAUGGGAUAUAAUUUAAUGAUAUUGAUUAAGUGACUACACUGUCGAAUUUGAUGAUGAUCAUAUUUUUUGAAUCCUUUUUUCCAGCAUAUAUUAAAAUGAAUAUCAUUAUGUAGCUCACACAAAAUCUGAUUUUUUGAAGCACACAUAUAUGAAUUUGUAGUU
Messenger RNA from Linum tenue, 2795 nucleotides. The record is from the annotation of a GenBank genome assembly. NCBI's taxonomy places the organism in Eukaryota, Viridiplantae, Streptophyta, Magnoliopsida, Malpighiales, Linaceae.